Molecule: messenger RNA, 2566 nt
Organism: Ornithorhynchus anatinus (platypus)
Lineage: Eukaryota; Metazoa; Chordata; Mammalia; Monotremata; Ornithorhynchidae
Gene: MST1
Product: macrophage stimulating 1
Exons: 19
Coding region: 96-2378 (760 amino acids)
Biological process (GO): proteolysis; regulation of receptor signaling pathway via JAK-STAT
Molecular function (GO): serine-type endopeptidase activity; receptor tyrosine kinase binding
Source: RefSeq, a predicted model, not a curated record
UGGCCUCCGGGAUUGAGGGGGCAGGGCCUCUGAGCUAUACCUAGAGCUGGCUUCAGCCCCAGGUCCAGUUCCAGUCACCCAGGAUACCGGGAAGGAUGUGGCGGCGGGUCCUGGCCCUACUGGUGCUUCCACUGGUUUCUCCGCGCACUUCAGUCCAGAGGUCACCUCUCAAUGACUUCCAGUUACUGAAAGCCACGGAGCUGAGGUUCCUGUCCCAGCAGGCCCCAGAACCGUGGCAAGAGAACACGGUUAGUUUGGAGGAAUGCGCCCGGAGAUGCGUUCGGGCCCGGACGUGCAGAGCUUUUCAUUACAACUUGGUGAGCGAGACCUGCCAACUGCUCUCCCAGACCCAGAAUUCAGCCCACACCCUGCUACAGAGGAACAUACACUAUGACCUUUUCCAGAAGAAAGAUUACGUGCGGGAAUGCAUCGUGGAGAGGGGGGCCACGUACCGCGGCACAGUGGCCACCACCAUCGAGGGCCAUCCCUGCCAGCCCUGGAAAGAGAAGUACCCCUUCGAUCACAAGACUCAGACCCCCGGAUACACCCUCACCGCGUGUAGGACGAGGUCUUGGCCCGAGCUCCCCACUGCCACGCCGGCAGCGCCCUCCCAGCGGCCCGCUCACCCCCACCCAGUCUGUGGGACUCGCGGAACUCCAGCAUCCUUGGCUGGAAAAACCCUCCAAUAUCCUGGCUCCAACCCUUCGAUACCCAAACCCUUCGAUAUCCUGGCUCCAGGCGGGAUGGUGGCUAGUCCCGCCCAGAAGGACGCUACCUGCCUGUCCUGUAACGGGGAGGAUUAUCGGGGCUCCGUGGACCGGACCGAAUCGGGAAGGGAGUGCCAGCGUUGGGACCUGCAGCGGCCCCACAAGCAUCCCUACGAUCCCAACACGUAUCCUGACAAGAACCUGGACGACAAUUACUGCCGCAACCCGGACGGCUCGGAGCGGCCGUGGUGUUACACCACUGACCGUGAACACCCGAGGGAAUUCUGUCACAUCCCCCGCUGCCGGUCCCUGCCCGACUACCGCUCCCCAGCCGCGGCCAGAGAGAAAGGAGCAAGGAGAUGGCAACCCCCCGAGGACACGACCCUCACCUGCUUCCGGGGCAAAGGAGAGGGGUACCGGGGGACGGCGAACACCACCGUGUCAGGAAUCCCCUGCCAGCGCUGGGACGCUCAAACCCCCCACCGACACCACUUCCUGCCGGAGAAAUACCAGUGCAAGGACCUGCGGGAGAAUUACUGUCGCAACCCGGAUGGUUCCGAGGGGCCGUGGUGUUUCACCUCUCGCUCCAGCCUGCACAUGGGCUUCUGCUUCCAGAUCAAACGCUGCCCGGAUGACGUGAAGGUGGAAGACUGUUACCCUGGCAACGGAGCACAGUACCGGGGUAGGGUCAACAAGACCCGGAAGGGCAUCAUCUGUCAGCGCUGGGCGGAUAAGACCCCGCAUCAGCCUCAGUUCUCCCCCACGACGGCUCCUCACGCCCACCUGGAGGGGAAUUUCUGCCGGAACCCAGAUGACGACAGCCACGGGCCCUGGUGCUACACCACAGAUCCCAACACCCCCUUUGAUUACUGCGCCCUCAAACCCUGCGACAGCAAUAGGAAGCCGUCCAUCCUGGAGACUCCAGAUCAGGUUCUCUUUGAGAAGUGUGGCAAGAGGGAUGAUCGUCGGCAGGAGAAGCUGCGGGUCAUCGGGGGGCAGCCUGGGAACUCACCGUGGACGGUCAGCCUGCGGAACCGGCAGGGGCAGCACUUCUGUGGCGGGACCCUGGUGAGCGAGCAGUGGGUGAUCUCUGCUCGCCAGUGCUUCUCUUCCUGUGAGGCCACCGUCAGAGGCUACGAGGCCUGGCUGGGGACUCUGUUCAAGAACCCGGGCCCCAACGACCCCGACCUGCAGGUGAUCCCCGUGGUGCAUCUGGUGUGUGGCCCUUCCAACUCCCAACUUGUCAUGCUGAAGCUGGAGAGACCCGUGACCCCGAGUCCACGAGUGGCCGUGAUCUGCUUGCCCCCGGAGAAGUAUGUGGUGCCCAAAGGCACCAAAUGUGAAAUCGCAGGAUGGGGAGAAACCCAAGGCACUGGCAACCCCAACGUCCUCAACGUGGCUACGCUGCACGUGAUGAGCAACCGGGACUGCAACGUCAAGCACCGGGGCCGCGUUCAGGAGACCGAGAUGUGCACGGAGGGCUUGCUCGCUCCCGCCGGGGCAUGUGAGGGCGACUACGGGGGUCCCUUGGCCUGCUUCACCCACGACUGCUGGGUCCUGGAAGGCAUCAUCAUUCCCAACCGCGUCUGUGCCCGCCCCGGUUGGCCUGCCAUCUUCACGCGCGUGUCCGUCUACGUCGACUGGAUCAAAAAAGUCAUGAAGCUCACCUGAGGGGCCCGGAACGCCCCGGGCCAAGGCCUCACUUCUUCUCCUCGCCCUUCCUCUUUGUUUCCCCCCGCCCCCCCGCAGAAGACCAUGGCGUGAAGCUCGUGGGCGGGGAGCGCGUCUGUUAUAGUGUACUUUCCCAAGCGCUGAGCACAGUGCUCCGCACGCAGGAAGUGCUCAAUAAAUACAAUCGA